UCCGCUUUCAGUCUCUUAAGUGCCUAAAAACGCGUUCUUUAUGUAAAUAAACGUUAUUUAUUGCAAAUGUCUUUCGCAAACCCAGUCGUCGUCCCGAACGACGUCUUUUCGGUCGUUUCGCGCGUCAACACUCUUCUGCCGUCAAACAGAUCCGCCGCUUUCCGUUUACUUCUUUCGUCGCCUCAAUGGACACGUGAGUCUUCAGUCGUCGUCCCGAACGUCACGUUUUGGUCAAACCUUGCUUUCAAAGCACUUCAGUCAUCCGAUGUCUCGCAACACACAACAGCCGCACAUUUCCUGUGUUUGUUGUUGGACGCCGUCAGUCGUCUUCCGCAAUCAAUUUCCGCAAAGAUUUUCUCUCAGAUUUCAACCACAGUUUUGAUUCCUUCUUUCGAUCUUUUUCUCAAUUUUCGAUUACGUCUUUCGCCUUCACUUUCGUGUCGUUUAUUGAGUCGUCUUUUGUCGUCGUCCGGGACGACGUCCAGACGUCCACUUUCUUCUUUAAACUCUUUUAUCAUUGAUUUAUCAAAAACUGGAAAAACACAUGAAAUCCAAGAUUGUUCCGCUCUUUUUGUUAGUCUUCCUCUUUUCUCUUCAUCUGUUUCUUCACGAAAAAAUGUUUUUUCCGAUCUUUUUUCUCAAACUAUCGAACAAUUACUUCAACUUGAAGAUGAAAGAUCCGUCCAUUUCUGGUCACUUGUCGCCUCCCGACUUUGUGUGUCCGCUCACGUGUCCUUCAUUCCGGCGGCCACUUUGUUCGGCGCCGCUCUUUCGCUCCAAAAACGCGAUUUUCCGCCGAAAUAUUGUUUUUGGAUUUUGGAAUCACUUCUUGUUUCAUUAAAAAACGAUUUUCUCGUUUUUAUUGUGAAAACCAAUCGCCUCCUCGACGCCUCCUUCAGCCAAUCGUUUUCAUGGAUUCAAGUUUUGCCUUUUCUUCGAAAAUAUUUGACUUUUUUUGGACAAAAAACUUGUUUUUCUUUCGACUCUUUAAACGAUUUUUCGAACAAAAUCUCACAAAACAUUUUUUCUGAAAACUCUUUUUCCGACUCGACUUUAAUGGACGCCCUCCACUGCCUCCGCCUCCUUCAUGAGACGUAUGUCUGUGAGACGACUUCUCGACUGUUUCGGGACUUUUUAUUCAAGUCUUUGACGCGUUUUUACAGUUCGACCGAAACCUUGGAAUUGUGUUUAGUUUUGAGACCCGAAUAUCGUCUUCUUGUUUGGCGAAUAACUUGUUCUCUGAUUUCUCGACAUUCAAUCGAUUCAAGCGUUUAUCGAACUCUUGUUUCGUUCGCGCGUUUGGCCGCUAUUCGCGACUCUGACUCAAGAAUUCGCACUUUUUGUCGAAAAACUAUUCGAUUAUCGAUUAAUCGGAUUUCAGAAUCGAUUUUCGAUAAAUCGAAUGAAAAGCAAACAAACGCUGAAAUUCAAGAAUUGUUUAAAACCAACGAAAAUGUGAUUCAAAUCGAAGAAGAAAAAGGAGAAGAAGAGGAAGAGAUCCAAAUCUUAGAAGACAUUUUCAGACCAAUUGUCGAAAGAGAGGACUCAGAACCGAAAAGACGUCGAAUUGAACCACAAGAAGCGGAAGAAGAAGUCGAAGAAGUUCUGAAAGAUUUUGUUUUUGAUUAAAAUAUUUUAAUAAAGUUUAAGAAUUGAUUCAAGAGAUG
This is a messenger RNA of Oppia nitens, 1667 nucleotides long. RefSeq lists its product as uncharacterized. The record is from RefSeq and is a predicted model, not a curated record. Lineage: Eukaryota; Metazoa; Arthropoda; Arachnida; Sarcoptiformes; Oppiidae. Bases 67 to 1629 code for a protein of 520 amino acids. The transcript is spliced from 6 exons.